Messenger RNA from Symphalangus syndactylus (siamang), 7025 nucleotides. It is a transcript of the gene DZIP1L, whose product is annotated as DAZ interacting zinc finger protein 1 like. The record is from RefSeq and is a predicted model, not a curated record. NCBI's taxonomy places the organism in Eukaryota, Metazoa, Chordata, Mammalia, Primates, Hylobatidae. Gene Ontology annotation, biological process: cilium assembly. Gene Ontology annotation, cellular component: cytoplasm; ciliary basal body.
GAGAGGCUCCACCUCUUCUUUAGGUGGGGCGGGGCGGCUGUAGUAGGAGCUGGAGGCACCAGAGACCCCAAGCCACGAGCUGACCGGUGCACCGAGGAGCUCUCUGUCCGCGGCCCCGCAGGUUGGCGCCACUGGAGUGGGCCGGGCAGGCUCUGCCUCCGCCGCAGAGAGCGCCCGGGCUGGGGGGGCUGGGGAAGCAUCCCGGGAACGGCGGGCGGUGAGCAUUCCGGGAACCAUCUCUGGGCUGUCUGGGGCGGUGGAGCAAGUCUGGAGGCGGGACGUGGGGCGAGUAGGGGAGCCGCCACCUCGAGACGUCUUCCCGCCGCCCCUGGCUCCAGGAGACCCCACGGCCUUCUCUCAGCUCCUUGGCCUACUGCCGUGGCCUUGGUGCCACCCUUCUCUGGUGGUCAGCUCAGGGCCUCCUCUGCCCAUGCAGUCCCCAGCUGCCACUGCUGAGGGCCUCAGUGGCCCCCUCUUUGGGGCCUACACAUUCCCCACUUUCAAGUUUCAGCCUCGCCAUGAUAGCAUGGACUGGAGACGCAUUAGCACCCUGGAUGUAGACCGCGUGGCCCGGGAGCUGGAUGUGGCCACUCUGCAAGAGAACAUUGCUGGCAUCACCUUCUGCAACUUGGACCGGGAGGUGUGCAGCCGCUGUGGGCAGCCUGUGGACCCGGCACUGCUCAAGGUGCUGCGCCUGGCACAGCUCAUCAUUGAGUACCUGCUGCACUGCCAGGAUUGCCUAAGUGCCAGCAUUGCCCAGCUGGAGGCACGGCUGCAGACCAGCCUGGGCCAGCAGCAGCGUGGUCAGCAGGAGCUGGGCCGCCAGGCUGACGAGCUCAAGGGUGUGCGGGAGGAGAGCCGCCGGCGUCGCAAGAUGAUCAGCACCCUGCAGCAGCUGCUAAUGCAGACAGGCACCCACAGCUACCACACGUGCCACCUGUGUGACAAGACAUUCAUGAAUGCCACCUUUCUCCGGGGCCACAUCCAGCGCAGGCAUGCAGGCGUGGCAGAAGGUGGAAAACAGAAGAAACAGGAACAGCCAGUGGAAGAGGUGUUAGAAGAGCUACGGGCCAAGCUAAAGUGGACCCAAGGGGAGCUGGAAGCCCAGAGGGAGGCGGAGAGGCAGCGGCAGCUCCAGGAAGCAGAGCUCAUUCAUCAGAGGGAAAUAGAAGCUAAGAAAGAAUUUGAUAAAUGGAAAGAACAAGAGUGGACCAAACUUUAUGGGGAAAUAGAUAAACUAAAAAAAUUAUUUUGGGAUGAAUUUAAAAAUGUCGCCAAGCAGAACUCUACACUAGAAGAGAAACUGCGGGCACUGCAGUCCCACAGUGUGAUGGAGUCCAACCUGGGAUCACUGCGAGAUGAGGAGUCAGAGGAGUGGCUCCAGCAGGCACGGAAGCUUCAGGCCCUGAGAGAGAAGACAGAAAUUCAGAAAACGGAGUGGAAAAGAAAAGUGAAGGAACUGCAUGAAGAGCAUGUGGCUGAGAAAAGAGAGCUACAGGAGGAGAACCAGAGGCUCCAGGCCUCCCUGUCUCAGGAUCAGAAGGCAGCUGCCCAGUCCCAGUGCCAGAUCAGCGCCCUCCGUGCCCAGCUGCAGGAACAAGCUAGGAUCAUUGCCUCCCAGGAGGAGACGAUCCAGUCCUUGUCUCUCAGGAAGGUGGAAGGGAUCCACGAGGUGCCAAAGGCUGCGGACACAGAGGAGGACUCUCCGGAGGAAGAGAUGGAGGACUCCCAGGAUGAACAGCACAAGGUGCUGGCAGCUCUGAGGCGUAAUCCCAUUUUGCUGAAGCACUUCAGACCAAUCCUGGAGGACACCCUGGAAGAGAAGCUCGAAAGCAUGGGGAUAAGGAAGGAUGCAAAGGGAAUCUCGAUUCAGACUCUCAGACACCUGGAAUCCCUGCUAAGAGUCCAGCGGGAGCAGAAGGCCCGGAAGUUUUCUGAAUUUCUGAGUCUGAGGGGAAAGCUUGUCAAGGAAGUCACCAGCAGAGCGAAGGAGAGACAGGAGAAUGGCACUGUGGUGUCCCAGCCAGACGGGCAGCCUUCAGUCAAAAGCCAGCAGAGCACACUAGUCACCAGAGAGGCCCAGCCAAAGACCAGAACCCUGCAGGUGGCCUUGCCAUCCACACCGGCAGAGCCACCCCCACCAACUCAUCAGAACCAUGGCAGCCAUGGCUCCAGCCUGACCCAGGUGUCCGCCCCCGCUCCACGCCCCAGAGUGCGUGGACCCUCCAGCACCCCUCCUUCCUCGGGGCCCGGGAUGAGCACACCCCCGUUCAGUUCUGAAGAGGACUCAGAGGGAGACCGUGUGCAGCGUGUGUCUCUACAGCCCCCAAAAGUUCCUUCCAGGAUGGUACCCCGGCCCGAGGAUGACUGGGACUGGUCUGACACAGAGACCUCGGAGGAGAAUGCACAGCCCCCUGGCCAGGGCUCAGGAACACUGGUGCAGUCGAUGGUCAAAAACCUGGAGAAGCAACUAGAAGCUCCAGCAAAGAAGCCUGCUGGAGGGGUCAGUCUGUUUUUUAUGCCCAAUACUGGGCCACAGAGGGCUGCCACACCAGGAAGGAAGCCUCAGCUUUCUGAAGAUGAGAGUGACUUGGAGAUCUCCUCCUUGGAAGAUCUUCCUCUGGACCUGGACCAGAGAGAGAAGCCCAAGCUCUUGUCUCGCUCAAAGCUCCCAGAGAAGUUUGGCACUGGUCCACAGAGCUCUGGCCAACCCAGGGUCCCUGCCUGGUGAUUCACCCCAGAGGCUGGCUGGCUAGAGGGUUAGCCUGGCUGGGGCCAGCUCAGGUCCACUCCAACAGAAGAGGCUGCUGGGCCUCUUGUCUUCACAAACAACCAAGAGAUCAUCCUCUUGGAGAGAAGCAGUACAGGGAAUAGAUGUGAUGUCAUCCCUCCUGACCUGUGAGGGGCCCUGCUGUAGAGGGCCACAGGUGCCUGACUAGGAGCCCCUGGGUCCCCAGGCUUGAGAAAGGGUUAAAAUAGAACCUCCAGGUAGUUUUCUUCCUCUACCUCCACAUCCCCCCCGAGACUGAAAAGAGUCACUAGCUCUCUUUUCCCAAGCCUUUUAUAAAACUGCAGGAACACUGUGGAGAUGGGUCCUAUCUGGGGUCCUUUUGGGGACAUAUGCCUCAGUCAGUCAUUCAGUGAUUGAUCCAAAAUUAUUUACUGAGUGUCUGCCUACUCUGCGCCAGGCUCUCUAGCUUCUCACUACUGAGUUAGGGUGCAGGCAGGGGCUGGGGCAGAAUGUCUACAGCCAGUGCCAGCACAAGGUAGUAAUCUAGUGACAGAGAACAGGGUGUUACGGGAGCAUAUGAGAGGCCAUCCAUCCCAGCCUGGGUGAUCCUGGAGGGUUUCCCAGGGUUGUGAUAUGUGGCAGGCCUACUCAUGGGUGGGAAGGGAGGAGGGCCACUUGGCUGGACCUUGUAUCCCCAAAGGACCACACGUGUAAUUUUUGAUAUUAUUUCCAAAAUCAGGUUUUAUACAUAGCCAUUGUAUACUUUUAGUGUGAAAAACAUUAAUAUAUUAUAUGUAAACAUUUAAAUGUAGUACAAUGUUUUUAACCCUGGUAUGUAUUUCAUUAGUUUUGGAGCUUUCAGGGGGUUGGGAGGGAAGGAAGCAACUGCAUCUUAAUUAUGUCAGUUUAGGUCUUUUGGGACAUGGUUGCCAAGAUGGAAUUAUUGAGGAGCUGCACUUGGGAAAGAAAAAGAGGUGGAGGCAGGAUCCAGUGGGGAAAGGCCGCAGACUGCAGUGCACACCUGACCACUGUGAACAGAAAGAGAGAAGGAAGCCGGAGGAGCCAGGAGAACUCAGGGCAUUGAUUGGGGUUGACAAGGUCUCCACUGACCCAGUGGGGAGCGCCUGAGCAAGAACCGCCCACUUGGGAGUCCCCAUUGUGCAGAAAUGGCCAGGCUCUCGUGCCUGCACUGCACUUGGCCAUUGGCUGGGGUGGCCCAGACUGAAUGAGACCUUGACUUGAAAGCUGGAGUGAACCUUGGUGUGAACCUGUCAGUCAAUUUCAUUUCUCCUGGUUGAAUGGCAUUUUUUUUUUUUUUCCUGAUAGGGAGACCCAGCAAAGAACCUCCAUCCCUGACACAGCAAAGAUCUAUUUGUAACUUUUUACUAUGGAAAGUUUCAAACACAUAUAUAGUAAAGGGAAUAGUGUGAUGAACCCAUGAGCUCCACGCUGGGCUUCAAAUAUUAUUGACUCAACUCAACAUCAAUCUUGUUUGAUCUAUUACCACCUCCACCUCACCCAGACUUCCUUUGACCUUUGGGUGGUCCUGACACCUGGCGAAGCCUUGAAGUUCUCGUAGGAAGACGAUGGAGGAAACACACUGCAGGGAGCAAAAGGGGUCUGUCUGGUGGUGAGGUAGGGCAGCUGGGGGAGGGGGCUUGCUGGGGGUGUUGUCGUACAAAGGAAGCUGCUCAGUGAGGAAGCUCGGGAGAGCUGGAGAGCUGAUGCUACCAGAUCAGCCCACAAUCUUAGUGGGAUGGGAGUUGAUGAGUAAUUGCUCUAGGCUUCCUGUGCUUCUGUGGGGCACCUCUGAGUUUUAGUCUGCAUGGUUUCUCAGAGUCCCUCCUGGGAUUGAGUGCUAGUUCUCACUGAUACGCAGUUACUAUUAUUAAUGCAUAGUUCAUUGGCCUUCCUCUUUUCUGUUUCAUUUUUCUCACUCCCUCACUUCUUUCUCUUAUGAGCACCUCUGAGAUAAAUUAAUCCGUACCCAAGUCCUUGUUUCUAACUCCACUUUUGGGGGAAUGCAAAUGCAAACAGUAAAUGUGUUUGUACGUGUGUGCACACACUGGUGAUGAUUAUCAAUGAGAAUCUCUCUGUUCUUGAAUGUUCAUCAUUAUGUUAUAUGUUUCCAAAUGGGUUUUUCUAUCUACUUUGGAGGGUUUGACUAACAUUACUUUGGUGUUUCUAUGCUUUGUUCACCCCUCCCCAUUUUCAAAUAUAUUUUAAAAUUCUUUAGUAAGUUGUAUUAGGUCUCAAUAGAAACAGAACCAGUAGGAUAUACAGAUAGAUAGAUACUUAUGGGUAUUUAUUAGCCAGUUUCCCUAAUAAAUGACAGGGGAUUUAUUAAGGGAAUUAGCUCAUGCAAUUAUGGAGGCUGAGAAGUCACGGCAUAGGCUGUCUGCAAACUGGAGAACGAGGGAAGCUGGUAGAGUGGCUCAGUCUAAAUCCGAAAGCCGGAGAACCUGAGACUGUUGGUGCAGGUCCUGGGGUGCAAAGGCCAGAGAACCUGGAGUUCUGACAUCCAAGGACAGAAGCUGGGUGUCCCGACUCCAGAGAGAGAGAUUUUCCAUCUAGGCCUGCAGCAGAUUGGAUGGUGCCCCCUACAAUGGGUUGAGGGCAGAUUUUCCUCACUCAGUUUACUGAUUCAAAUGCUAAUCUCUUCUGGAAGCACGUUCUCAGAGCUACUCAGAAAUAAUGCUUUACAGCUGUCCAGGUAUAUCUUGAUCUCAUCAAAUUCAACCUAAAAUUAACCAGCACAAGAUUUGCCAGAACUAUGGAAUAUAUGUAACAGAUCAUUUAAAAAUUAUACAAAUGAUAAGAUUGAUACAGAAAAAUUAGAAAAUACAGAUAAUCAAAAAGAAUAUAACCCACAAAUUCAGUCAAUUAUUGUUAAUAUCUAGAUGUACAUGCACUGGUGAAAAAAUAACUCCUUCCUAGGGUUCAACUAUAUUCUUCUCUAGAUUGAUUUUCCUCCUGGAAAACAGAUUACAGAUGUCUUUAUAUCAGUACACAUGUACAUGUCAGUAUGUAUAAAUAUAAGACAGUUAUAUUUAAUGGCCACCUAGUAUUCCAGGCAAAGAUUACAAAAAUUUUUUUAGCCAGAUAUUUCUACUUUUUGCAUUUUAUAAAUCAUGAAGUGAUUAAAAAAUGUGUAUAUAUGUCUUUGUGCACUUGAUUAAGAUUUCCUUAAAAUAAAUUCUUAGAAGUGAGGUUGCUGGGCCAACAUAAUAAUGAAAGCCAGCACCAUAUGCCAGGCACUGGUCCAAGUUUGGUACAAAUAUUAUGAUUUAGCCUCACAGCAGCCCUUGAGGUGGAUGCCACUAUUAUAGUACACACAUUUUAUGGACUAGGAAUUGAGGUACACAGCAGCUAAGAAACUCGCUUUGGGACCUGCCACCGUAAGUGGUGUGACUGCAAUCUGACUUUGGCAGCCUGGCCCUGGAACUCUAGCUCCUUUCUCCAUGUACUUUUGUUACAUACUGCCAAAUGCCUUCCAGAAAACUGGAGCCCAUUUAGUCUACUAGUGUUUGGAGCACCCAAGAAAGCUAGUUUUUGCAUUCCCUUGCUACCACGGAUAUCAUUAAUCUUUCAAUGUUUUGGCCACGUGAUACGUGAAAAAUGAAACCCUUUUAAGAAAUUUGCAUUUUUAAGAUUUCUUCUAAAGUAAAAUUCUUUUUUAUUUCUUUUUCAUAUUGGUUGUUGCUAUUUCUUCUUUUAUGAGUUGCCCGUAGUUCACUUUUCUUGUUGCUAUUUCUUUAUCUUUUUAUUAUGAAAAAUUUCAAGCAUAUAUAAAAAUAGAAUUGUGUAAUGACCUUGGUGUUCCUAUUACUCAGUUUUAACAAUUAUCAACACAUAGAGAAUCUUGUUUCCUGUAUAUCUUUCACCAAAUAAUAUUGUAUAUUUUAAUAUCAUACUGCAUAUUAUUCCAAGUAAUAUACAUGUAAUACUACAUAUUAUUCCAAAUAAUAUGAUUAUAUCUACAAACAUUUCUGUAUGUGUCUCUAAAAGAUACUUCCUUUUCAAAAAUAACCAUUGUACCACCAUCACACUACAAAAAAAAUCAGUACUUUUUUUCUAAUAUCAUCAAAUAUCGAUUCUCUGUCCAUGAUUCCUCUAUUUUACUACACAUAUUUGUCUUUUUUAAUCUAUAGAUUCCUCUUCCAUUUUCCCCUCUUUUCUGUCUUCCCUUCUUCCCUCCUUUCCUCUCUUCCUUUCCCUUUUCCUUCCCCAUGAUUUUUAUUAUUUUUACUGUUGCUGAAUAAAUCAGAUUGUUCGUCUUGUGGAAUUCCCCACA